AUGUCGCAGCCGCUCUUCUUCGAGGACCGACUUGGUUCGCGCUCGGGCACCGACAGCGAACCUGGCCCUGGACAUGUUGCUCAGGCAUCGAGUCUGCCGGACCCCGUGCAAGCUAAAAACAUCAAGGCCGAUGCCGCGCCUGGGGAUUCGCAUCUGAAUGCCGACAAGCGAAAGAGACGUGCUGCGCGUACCCGCCGCGAAAAAGCUCGUCAACAGGCCCCCCAGGAUGGUACCAAACCGGAUGGUACCAAACCGGAUGGUACCAAACCGGAUGAGGACAUCGCAGCCAAACCUGCCGACACACAUCCACACCAACACGAGAACGAAGCAGGCUCCGAUUCAGACUGUCCGUCCGAGCGCGAAAACCGCUAUGACGAAGCACAGGACGCCCCCAUCCAAGUCUUCGGUGCCGCCCGAUCCAACGUGCCGCCGCCAACCAGCGGCAGAAGGAAAGCGGUCUGGGUUGACGACGACGACGAUGACCUGCCGCAGGUCGAUCUGCAUACGGUCAAGCGACGUAGGAAGCUGCGCACGGCCGUUGGCGAAACACACGUCUCAGCCGUCGAGUACGAGCGCCGCGUCAGGGGGAUGUAUCAGGAGGCCAUCACACCCGCGCCGGGUGGAGUCGCCGCCUCCAAGGGGAGCUGGGCGACUUUGCCGUCGGAAAGGAAGAAGGAGGGCUCGUUAGUGCUUGAUAGCGAAGAAGAAGAGGAAAUCCCGUCCACUGACGUCAACGCAUUGCUUAGGACAACUACUCGCCUGCUCAAGAGCCGCAGACGAGCGGCGGGCGCGGGAAUCGUCGAUCAGGUCGCCGCUCCGCUACGGCCUGGCGUGCUCAAUUUGCGCCGCGUCACCAAUGCAAAUCAGGAGGACCCGAACAAGGCGGAGGCGAGGAGCGUUGAGUUUCAUCCGAGCGGACGCCUGCUGCUCACAGCAGGCCUCGACAAGACGUUGCGUAUAUUCCAAGUCGACGGCGUCAAGAACCCCAAAGUGCAGGGCUUGCACUUGACUAAUUUUCCAAUACACACCGCCAAGUUUACGGGAGGAGGGUCUCAGGUCAUCAUGGCUGGCCGUCGCCGCUUCUUUCAUCAGCUUGAUAUGGAUACCGGUCGUAUCAUGACCAUGCAUUCGCUGUCGUCGCAUCCAGAGCGGGCGUGGGAAAGGUUUGAGGUGUCGCCGGACGGGAGCAAGCUGGCGUUCUUGGGUCAGCAGGGGAAGAUUGUGCUUUUGUCGAACAAGUCCAAGCGCGAAAUUGGGCAGCUGCGCCUCAAUUCACGUGUGGCUUGUGUGGCGUUUGCCGCGGAAGGGGCGAAUGAGAAUCAUAUUUACGCGGCCUCACGGGAUGGGACGGUGUAUCUGUGGGACAUCCGGCGCAUGGACUGCAUCGAUCGACACAAGGAUGAAGGCGCGAUUCACAGCACCUGUCUCGCUACUUCCAGCGCUCACUACGCGUUAGGGUCGGAUUCUGGCGUUGUGAAUGUAUAUUCAUCGUCAGCGAUGAGGACGUCUAGUGACAGCCUGCCUGUGUUUGGGUUGCGGACGGAGAAGCCCAGAAAGAGCUUUCUGAAUCUGACUACGACGAUUGACAGGGCGACUUUCAAUUGCGAUGGCAAGCUACUUGCCUUCAGCUCCCACGACAAGAAGAACGCGGUCAAGAUCGUCCACAUUCCAACAAUGACAGUGUAUGCCAACUGGCCGACGGCUAGGGCCAACGUGCGCAGAGCAUGCAGUCUUAGAUUCAGCCCGCAAGGGGGGUAUUUCGCCAUCGGCAACGACAAAGGGGAUGUACAGUUGAUGAGGUUGCCUUCGUAUCCUGCAGCUUAGUCAAAGGCUGAGGCAUUGUAAAUAAUAUAUAGUUUAUGCUGAGAAGAGGCGGAAAACAAACAGGCUCAGUUUAACAAGGGGGCUAUGAUCGGGGUCGUCCGCUCAAGCAUGCCCUGGCCUCUUGUCAGCAUCUGAUCGAUAUCUCCUCGAAUUACGGUUCCAAUGCCGCCGUAAAACAUCCGAGCGGGGACAUCAGCUAGCGACCCCGUGACGCGCUUCACCUCGUGACCGCCAAACCGCUUGAGGUAUCGAAGUAGGCGGCGGUGUUGAUCCGGUGCGUCAUUAAUCGCCAACCCGUACACGCCCUUGGCACCGUUCUGCUGCCCAAACGCGAGCGCGGCGAUAAACAGCAUCAUGCCGGGGGACACAUCCAGCAGCCCACCACGCCGUGCACGCGGCGCAGCUUUGUACGCCUCGAUGUGCAGGCGGCUGUUGGGAAGCACGGCGCCUGUAAUAGACCCGGCAUAGGCGGGCUCGGCAUCCUUGCGGUAUAGACUCAUGUUCAAAAGCGGCCCCAGGCUGUCGUCUUUCAAAUGGAAACCGCGACGGGCUGCCGCCGCUGUCACUGAUGACACGGUUGCGUGGCCCAUAACGAUCCGGGACUUGGAUGAAGGGCAGACACGUUGUGCCGCGGAAGUGCGUCGAGCAUGUGUUACUGAGAGGGGAACGGGGCGGGAAAAGGCAGGAGUGAGGUCGCUUCCUGGUUGCAUGGCUUUGAUAAAAAUGACGCAGCGGAGUGGUCUGCUUGCGUGUUCGGA
Chondrus crispus (carragheen) is the source of this 2582-nucleotide messenger RNA. RefSeq lists its product as hypothetical. Gene Ontology annotation, cellular component: small-subunit processome; Pwp2p-containing subcomplex of 90S preribosome. NCBI's taxonomy places the organism in Eukaryota, Rhodophyta, Florideophyceae, Gigartinales, Gigartinaceae. The coding region runs from base 1 to 1824 and encodes 607 amino acids. The transcript has 2 exons. Gene Ontology annotation, biological process: rRNA processing. Gene Ontology annotation, molecular function: protein binding. The record is from RefSeq and is a predicted model, not a curated record.